CGGUGGCACUGCAUUGCAAUGGGAGAGGAAGUUGAAUUGUCGACUCUUGUCGCCCAUGGGAUCCGUUGCAAUUUGAAAUUGAUGAAAGCUCGGUGUGGGCGUGUAAUUACAUUCCACAUCCAGCGAUGGUGGAUAAUGGUCUUGCUCAUUAACUGAGCCGGCUGACUGCCUGCGUGUCUGGCUGCUAGGGCUUUAUUAUUAGUGGUGAUGCACCGGGUUUGUGGGACUGUUUCGUUGAUGAGACUUAUUGAGCGGUUUCAAGAGCUUGCGGGUGACGGCGGUCGAGAAAGUGUUGAGGGCGACGGAGGAAGGGAGACGUGUGGGGUUAGUUGUAGUCUUUGGGGCUGGGAAGAGUUGUUGGACCAUUGCUGUUACAUGCCGCUUCUCCUUUGUCACUAUCAUGCACGGAUUUGGUGGUGGGCACCUCGAUCAUCGGCUCACGUUUGAACUUCGUAUACCGCCGAUGGCUGGCUAGACUCCAGAUAUGUCAGAUUGAGCAACCCUGGUGUGUCGAGUAUGAAUCAGAUCUGAAGCUGAGAGGAUGAGUAGAGAUCACGAGUCGGUGCGAGAUAGGUGUACGAUCCAAAUUCUGUUUCCGCGAAGGGUGUCAACCCUGUUUGAAGAGCUGCUUUGAGUGGAAGGCAGCGUGAGGUUCUGUUGGAUUGUAGUGUCCUGUAUCCAUGGCUACUAGAGCUAUGGUGUCGUUGGUGAUCCUACUCUUCCUGUCGUGUGCACCGCUCGUCCCGGCUCAAGUGCCAAGUCCAGCUCCUGCCGUGUUCACCCCUGUUGCACCGCCACCCGCCAAGGUCACGCCACCCAUCGUCUGUACACUUCCGAACACCACAAUGAUCUCCCCCAACUACUGUAAUGCCCAUGACGAGCAGAGCAUGGAGAAUCAGACAGCAGUCUGUGACGGUUUCCUGACAAUGUCCGUGGACAUUCCUAGUGCAGAGUGUUGCACAGGUCUGAACAAUGUCGCUUACAAUCGCACCGCAUGCAUCUGCAAGAAGGCUUUCUAUCCACCCACAAAUCACAAUGCGUCUCGGCAGCUAGGUCUCCCCAGGCUCUGUGGCGUGCGAACAGAUCUAUGCGGCCAGUGUCCCAUGUUCACAGUCCCCAGUGGCUCCGGAGAUUCUUCCAAUCUAACUCCUCCCACACCUCGCCUGGCAGAGACGUCAACAGCUUCCACAGUGGGCGCGAUUUCUAUGGCGGUCAUUUUUGGGGUGCUCCUGGUAGGCUUCAUCGUCUUCUUCGGCUUAAUGCUUAUCAGGAAGCGAAGGGAAAAAAACAACGCCGCGGCGCCUUUUCAAGCCCCUCCACCAGGUGGGGCAUUUUGAGUGACCGGUGUCUGAAGGUACUGCUCUUAAUAUGCACCUCCUCAUUUAAAUGAAGCAAGCGCUCAAUCAGUGGCUUGUGCAUUUGUCAAGCUUUUGUGGGGAACUCAAUCACUUCUGCUCAGGAGGAAACAAUGUACCAGGAUUCCAAAUGGAUCCCUACAAAGAUCCAACCUCUCCUCUUCCGGAUCCGCAGAUUGCUUGUGGCUCUGCCAGCAUCCACUUAAUGCUCAGUUCGCCAUAUCCUUACCGCAAGGAAGUAUAUGUGUCCGGUUACAGACCAGCCAUGUAAUCCCUCACAACCAGUUUUGCACAAAGCAGCAUAUAGCUCGUAUGUUGUUGAGAUUCUCCCUCAUCUUUUUCCUACAUAGAUCAUUCCUGUCCCUUUCUCACACUUCUGAGGCAGUGAUUGGUGCCCGGCAGCUACACCCACUCUCGAGAAUCCUUGAGUGAGACCAUUUGAACUGAGACCAAGUCGGGGCAUCUCUGGAUUCAUUUGCACCUUAGCGAUGAGCACAUUGAAUGCCUCGAAUCGGCAGAAGCUGGUAUUUGAGGUCUUGCCUGGUAGCCGCAGCAGGACGAAGCUGCCCCUUACAGCAUAUCUGUGUUGUGUAGAGAAGAGGUUAUCCCCUCUGAUCAUCAUGUUUUUGUUCCGACCAACUACUUCAAUGUAAUGUUUGAAUCUAUUCAUGACAUCCCUUUUCUA
Molecule: messenger RNA, 2040 nt
Organism: Physcomitrium patens
Lineage: Eukaryota; Viridiplantae; Streptophyta; Bryopsida; Funariales; Funariaceae
Source: RefSeq, a predicted model, not a curated record